Plutella xylostella (diamondback moth) is the source of this 4102-nucleotide messenger RNA. It is a transcript of the gene Shab, whose product is annotated as Shaker cognate b. Gene Ontology annotation, cellular component: membrane; voltage-gated potassium channel complex. The record is from RefSeq and is a predicted model, not a curated record. Gene Ontology annotation, biological process: potassium ion transmembrane transport; protein homooligomerization; action potential. Lineage: Eukaryota; Metazoa; Arthropoda; Insecta; Lepidoptera; Plutellidae. Gene Ontology annotation, molecular function: protein binding; delayed rectifier potassium channel activity.
GCGGCCGGCGGCAGUGCGCGCCCGAGCGUCCCCGGCGCCGCAGUCACGCACCGCGCCCGCCCGCGCCCCGCGCCCCGCCGGCACCACCAGCCCAGGCCAACACACCCCCACGCAACACCACUCAUCUCAUCCACAUCACGUGGAAUCGAUAGCAGCUCCCCUCCUCAAGGUCGCGCGGGAGGUAAACACCUUCCUUCAUUCAUCAUUUUAAACAACUUACAUUGAUAAGGAAGCGGCGACAAGUGGAGAGUCCCUCAAGUUAUUAGUGAAAUAGUGUGACAAGGAAUAUGCUGUGAACGAUAAUAACUGUGACAACGAUUAGUGUAAGUGCAUGACGACCGGUGACCCAUUUUCGCAAGACAUUCGACAAUCGGACAAGCUUUGGCAAUAGAUAAUCUCUAGUGGAUCGGGCGCGGGCCCCCGAGCCUCGUGACACUUGCAAAGCCUCCUCGCCACACCCGCCACCAUUCCACAACAAGAGCUGAGCCCGGGCGCCGCGAGGAUGCGGCGGAGGCGCGUGCAGCGAUGAGCUAGCGGCAUGGUCGGCGAGGGGGCGGGCCGGGGCGCCGCGCGCUGCCUGCAGCAGGGGGACUCGCCCCCGCGCUUGCCCAUGGGCUUCGCGGCGCCGGCGCACGAUGCGUCGCUGGGCCUGGCGCCCGUGCCCGCGCCCGCGCCCGCGACGCCGCAAGCGCUGCAGCGGGCGCACUCCAGGUCGAUGUCGUCGCUACCACCGGAGCCAUUCAUGAUGCUGCGCUCGAAGGCGCUCAGCAAGCGCGUCAUCAUCAACGUGGGCGGCGUCCGGCACGAGGUGCUGUGGCGCACGCUGGAGCGCCUGCCGCACACGCGCCUCGGUCGCCUGCGCGACUGCAACACGCACGACGCCAUCGUCGAGAUCUGCGACGACUACUCGCUCCAAGACAACGAGUAUUUCUUCGACAGGCACCCGAAGAGCUUCAGCUCCAUCCUCAACUUCUACCGCACGGGCAAGCUGCACUUGGUCGACGAGAUGUGCGUGUUAGCCUUCAGCGACGACCUGGAGUACUGGGGCGUGGACGAGCUGUACCUCGAGUCGUGCUGCCAACAUAAGUACCAUCAGCGGAAGGAGCAUGUCCACGAGGAGAUGCGCAAAGAGGCUGAGAGCUUGCGUCAGCGAGAGGAGGAGGAGUUCGGCCAGGGCACCUGCGCGCAGUACCAGAAGUGGCUGUGGGACCUGCUCGAGAAGCCCACCACCAGCAUCGCCGCCCGGGUGAUCGCCGUGAUCUCGAUCCUCUUCAUCGUGCUGUCCACGAUAGGGCUGACGCUGAACACGAUACCGCAGAUGCAAGUGUACGACGAGAAGGGCGCGCCCAUGGACAACCCGCAGCUGGCCAUGGUGGAGGCCGUGUGCAUCACGUGGUUCACGCUCGAGUACGUGCUGCGCUUCAGCGCCUCGCCCGACAAGUGGAAGUUUUUCAAAGGUGGACUAAACGUGAUAGACUUAUUGGCCAUCCUGCCGUAUUUCGUAUCUCUCUUCCUUCUCGAGACUAACAAAAACGCGACGGACCAGUUCCAAGACGUGCGGCGGGUGGUGCAGAUCUUCCGCAUCAUGCGGAUCCUGCGCAUCCUCAAGCUGGCGCGGCACUCCACCGGCCUGCAGUCGCUCGGCUUCACUCUGCGCAACUCUUACAAGGAGCUCGGCUUGCUCAUGCUCUUCCUCGCGAUGGGAGUACUCAUAUUCUCCUCCUUGGCCUACUUCGCCGAGAAGGAAGAGCCGGGAACUAAAUUUAUUUCCAUUCCGGAAACGUUCUGGUGGGCCGGCAUCACCAUGACCACUGUCGGAUACGGUGACAUUUACCCCACGACUCCGUUGGGCAAGGUCAUCGGCUCAGUUUGCUGUAUUUGCGGCGUGCUGGUAAUUGCGUUGCCCAUCCCAAUUAUCGUCAACAAUUUCGCCGAGUUUUACAAGAACCAGAUGCGGCGCGAGAAGGCGCUGAAGCGGCGCGAAGCUCUGGAGCGCGCCAAGCGGGAGGGCUCCAUCGUGAGCUUCCACCACAUCAACCUGCGCGACGCCUUCGCCAAGAGCAUGGACCUCAUCGACGUCAUCGUGGACACAGGACAUCAGAUGUCGCAAGGAGACGCCACGAGUCUGGAGGGCGAGGCGCCGGCCGUGUCCGGCUGCUACCGGCAGUUCGAGCACUCCAUCCCCGCACGGGACACCGACCUGCCCGAGACCAAUCAGUUUCAGACGAGUCCUCUGAAAGAGCGACGCUACUCCAUCGAAGGCCAAGACUCGCCCGAGAAGCGCCUACUGAUCAACCCAGAGCCGACGCCUGAAAAGAAGACGGUUGAGAAACAGCUUGACUUGGAUCAGCUGCCUUCUGAGUUUGAGUGUUGUUUUUGCACGUUUAAGGGGUACAAGGAGUUCAUAGAUGCGGAGCAGCUGAUGCCGAUGGCCACGUCGGACCUGCGCCAGCCGGUGUGCGUGGAGCUGGCCUGUCUGCAGCGGCACCCCGCGCCCCGCGCACUCCCCGAGGCCACCCCCAACAGUCUCGACAGCCCUGAUACAUUUGCAUCAUGCCUUACGCACCCUUUUCCUUCAGAGGGCGACAUCGCAUGCGACAACGACUCCUCAAACUUGUAUGUGAAUCCCCUGGACGGUAGCGGCACGGGCGGCGGCAGUGGCGGGGGCGGCAGUGGAGGGGGCGGCAGUGGCGGGGGCGGGAGUGGCGCCAGUGCCGAGUAUAAGGGUGUGAGGAAGAGUGCGUCGGGGGACGGUAACGUGUUGUGCGCGGGGGCGGGGGCGGGGUCGCGGGGCAGCCUGGCGCCGCGCUCGCUGGACGCGGCGCGCGGGCCGGCGGCGCGGGCCCUCGACGCCUCCCGCUCGAGCCUGCCGCAGCCGUUGGAGGAGCCUGCGCCCGACGACAGACCCAAGCACAGGAAGGCUCGCUUCCAACAGGAGACGACGGAGGAGGAGAAGAAACCCCCUCGUGGGAUAGCCACGAGGAUCAUCAACCAUCACAUCCUUUUUGGUAAGAACGGGAGCAAGCGAGAGGGCGAGUCCCGCGCCCGCUCCAUCCUCAAGAACAAGGAGCGCGGCACUGACAGCGAGCUGCUCAUACAGGAGACCACCUCGCAGGGAGCUAAUGGAGAUUCCGGCAGCGAGUCGUCUCCGAUCCGGCUGAAGGACUUCAACAGGAACCCGGGACAGAAUCACCGGGGGGGCGGCGGCGAGCGGGACCUGGUCGCCUAGCCGCCCCCGCGCCGCGUGGCGUCCGCGCCCCCGUGACGUCAGCGCCCCCGUGAUGUUAGCGCCCCCGUGACGUCACUACACACUAGGGACCUGGUUGCCUAAGCGAACCUGCCUCGUGCCGUCAACGCCCCCGCACCGUGCGGCGUCAGCGCCCCUGUCGCUUAGGCGCCCCCGCGUGACGUCAGCGACCCCGUGACGUCACCACACACUAGCUAUUACUUCUAGCGCGCAAUAAUAACAUUAAUUAAAUAAUUUUAACAUAUCAUUGGGCGAUUGUGAAAGCUUGUUGUUGAAUAUAGACGAUUUUCAUUUCGUAGGAUUAAAAAUACAACUAUAAAUAAUGUAAAAAAAAUCAAUUACAUCAUAAAUUAUAAUUUAUAAUGUAAUAAUCGUUCAUUCCAAUCGAAAAGUUGAAAGUAAACUAUUUGUUAAGUUUUUUUACGUGCAAUUAUUAAUUGCUAAUUCUAAUUUUAAGCGAUAUAGUUUGUACAGCAUAGUUGAUGAUAAAGAAAGCAAUUAUUAAAGAUUUUGCGAAAUUGUUAUGAAUUUGUCUCUUUGAUUUCCCUGUGUGUGGGCGGGUACCUAGUUAUAAGUAAGUACUUUUAAGAAAAUCCAAAUCCAUUUAGUCAACAAUGAUAUUUAUUAGAACUAUUUUUUCAUAAUAUUAAAAGUAUAGAAAUAUAACAUAAUAUAAACAUCAUUUGAUAGGUGCUAUGAGUGUCGUUGAAAUUAUAAAAGCCUCAAGUAGGUAGUUUAUCGAAAAAUACAAUCACACAAUCUCAGUACCUUAGUACCUAACCACAAACAUAAGAAUACUUCUGAUAAAAUGGACUCAACUGAUAGAUUAUCACAUUUAAAACGAAAUAUAUUUUU